Rhodamnia argentea is the source of this 1904-nucleotide messenger RNA. RefSeq names its product putative ATP synthase protein YMF19. The record is from RefSeq and is a predicted model, not a curated record. Bases 155 to 634 code for a protein of 159 amino acids. NCBI's taxonomy places the organism in Eukaryota, Viridiplantae, Streptophyta, Magnoliopsida, Myrtales, Myrtaceae. The transcript has a single exon. Gene Ontology annotation, cellular component: mitochondrion; membrane.
AAGAGAAUUUAAAGUGACUUUUCUUCAUACGCCCAAAAGUCCCAUGCUUUCCGUUGGUCAACAACCAACCAAAGCUCUAUCUCAUUCUUCACGAGUCCUACAGGAAGGACUCUCUUUCUGUCUGUAGGGAAUUGGAAAAAAAAAGAAAUCUGACAUGCCUCAACUGGAUAAAUUCACUUAUUUUACACAAUUCUUCUGGUCAUGCCUUUUCCUCUUUACUUUCUAUAUUGCCAUAUGCAAUGAUGGAGAUGGAGUACUUGGGAUCAGCAGAAUUCUAAAACUACGGAACCAACUGCUUUCACACCGGGAGAACAAGAUCCGGAGCAAGGACCCAAACAGUUUGGAAGAUAUCUUGAGAAAAGGUUUUAGCACCGGUGUAUCCUAUAUGUACUCCAGUUUAUUCGAAGUAUCCCAAUGGUGUAAGUCCGUCGACUUAUUGGGAAAAAGGAGGAAAAUAACUUGGAUCUCGUCUUUCGGAGAAAUAAGUGGCUCACGAGGAAUGGAAAGAAACAUAUUCUAUUUGAUCUCAAAGUCCUCAUAUAGCACUUCUUCUAAUCCUGGAUGGGGGAUCACUUGUAGGAAUGACAUACUGCUAAUCCAUGUUCCACACGGACAAGGAAGCAUUGUUUUUUAAUUUCAUUCUAACUUGGUUGUUCGGUGGCCUCAUAGAAUCAGGUAUGCACUUGAUCCUAUGAAGAAGUUCUUCACAGGGGUGGAUUUGGACGAGUUCGAAAGAACUGUUGGUCCAAUUCUACCUUCUGUUGAAGAGCUUGGAGUGCCACCUAUGACUGGAAAACUAGGUUGCUCGGUUGAAGGAGGAGGCAAAAGGCGGAUUUUCCCCAUUGGAAACUAGAUCAAUCAGAGGUUCUUAUUGGCUAGCUUCAUUGCAACAAAUGAAAAGGAUACCAAUGUUAAUCAAGAAGCUCCUCUUGAUCGAUUAGUUGGCAAUAAACACUGCUUCUCUUUUGACUUAAAGUCGGCCACAGAUAGGUGGCCUUUAGUCUUUCUGUUUGAAGUGAUGCAGUAUUUAUUCGAUAGGUCGUUUGCUUGUGCUGUUGUUAAUUCAACAUUAGCAUGCAACAUAUUUGAGGUAAACUUUGUUAGGAAUCCGAAUUCAAGGGUCUCGUUUGUUGCCGGAUAACCUCUCGGUUAUCAUGCCUCUUGGCCUUUAUUUGCUUCACAUCCAAUUUUGGUGUGGUAUUGUGCAGAAAAGGUGUAUCCGGGAUUGUACUUUGACAAGUAUGCUGUACUCGGUGAUAACAUUUUCAUUGCUGAUCAGGCUGUAGCCAAAGUAUAUGAAGAAUCCCUCCAAAAUUUGUGUCUUUCUAUUUCAUAUCAGAAAUCCCUGAUUUCGGAGAGUGGUUCAGCUGAGUUUGCAAAACGGUUUAGGGUAGAGUGUAAAAUUGGAGUGUGGACUUAAGUCCUAUCUCGAUUCGAUCUCUACUCAAUGCCCAUCACCCUUGGGGUGCUAUGGCAAUACACUUGAAAUAUCGGGUUAAGAGGUUAUCAACUCUUGCUCGUAUAUCAGGUUGUAGUUUUAAGCGUCUCGACUGGACCAUCCUAGAAAGGCCCACAUUGAGCGCAUUCUUCAUAUGUGGACCAAAACUUCUUUCGCACUGGAUUUGUGGUUAGGAAUAGGUUGUCCUCUCCACCCUUAUCUCAAAGGUGUGCUUUUGGCUUCCAGUUACCAGAAAAGGGACCUUCGCCCAAGCCGAGCCACUAGUAGAGUAAGCCCUUCCCACGUGUCAAGGUGAAGAAAUUCAUAAUGCAGCCUCAACCAGAGAGAUCAACCUUCGAUUUAUAUUUUUUUUAGGCCGCCGGCGGCGCAGAACGCACUAAUCCGCGACCAGCUUCCGAAACCGAACUGAAUGGAAUUGUUACUUUCCAAAAAUGCUUGCUGAAAA